AUGAGACCUGUGACAGUCGAUACAUAUCUAUUUAGUUUGAUUGAUGAGGAUGCUAAGAGUAUCGAUCCAGGAAAUUUUGAACGCCACUGGGGGGUAUUUACUUAUUAUGGGGUACCAAAAUACCCACUUAACCUUGGUGCCACAAAUUCAGGAUCCUUGGUUCCGGCAAGAAAUGUGGACUUCUUGGAUCGCAAGUGGUGUGUGAUGAAGCCAUCGGCUAAACUUGAUGACCCACAAGUACAACCAAGCGUGAGUUAUGCCUGUGGACAUGCUGAUUGCACUAGCCUUGGCUAUGGGACAUCUUGCGGAAAUUUGGAUACUCGGGGGAACAUCUCUUAUGCAUUUAACAGUUACUACCAGAGGAAUAAUCAACUUGAUACUGCCUGCAAAUUUCCCAACCUUUCGAUGAUCACUAAAACCGACCCCACGGUUGGAGAUUGUAGAUUUGGGAUAAUGAUCGAACCAUAUUAUGGAGGUGCAGAGAGGACACUUGGAUGUCUCCAAAUGCCACUGAGUUUGGUUUCUGGCCUUGGUCUCUUUUUGCUAACACUUCUGUGA
Molecule: messenger RNA, 558 nt
Organism: Carya illinoinensis
Lineage: Eukaryota; Viridiplantae; Streptophyta; Magnoliopsida; Fagales; Juglandaceae
Product: glucan endo-1,3-beta-glucosidase 6-like
Exons: 1
Coding region: 1-558 (185 amino acids)
Source: RefSeq, a predicted model, not a curated record